Molecule: messenger RNA, 426 nt
Organism: Melampsora larici-populina 98AG31
Lineage: Eukaryota; Fungi; Basidiomycota; Pucciniomycetes; Pucciniales; Melampsoraceae
Exons: 5
Coding region: 1-426 (141 amino acids)
Source: RefSeq, a predicted model, not a curated record
AUGUUUUGCACACAAACGAACCCUAUUUUUUUCCUUGCGCUCGUGUUUCUUCUCGCAGGAAAUCUCGGUUCUCACAUCUUUGCAGACGCUAUAGAAUGCAACCGGGUCUGGGAAUUACCAUCGAGUGCUAAUCAAAAUCAAAAUAAGUGUGGUACAAUAGAUUCUGACAACAUCAAGCACACUUAUCUGUGUAAGGUGUGCAAAAGGGGGGAUGGGAAAUCACCUUCUGCUAGCGGCUGUAUUGGCCCCCAUCCAUUGACUACAAAUGGAUCAUUGGAUUGCGACGCGGGGACGGACACGAAUGCGGAUAGCUCUCCAGGUAGACCUUACUUUUGCUUCAAAGGGAACCCAGCAGCCCGGGACGUCUACCGUUGCACUGCCCGGCAUCUUAACCAGCAAUGUGACCAAUGUACACCUCAAAAUUAA